Miniopterus natalensis is the source of this 4626-nucleotide messenger RNA. It is a transcript of the gene SPRTN, whose product is annotated as SprT-like N-terminal domain. Gene Ontology annotation, cellular component: nucleus. The record is from RefSeq and is a predicted model, not a curated record. Gene Ontology annotation, biological process: DNA repair. Gene Ontology annotation, molecular function: single-stranded DNA binding; metalloendopeptidase activity; polyubiquitin modification-dependent protein binding. Lineage: Eukaryota; Metazoa; Chordata; Mammalia; Chiroptera; Miniopteridae.
GUUGUGGGUGUGUCGUGAAGGUGGGUAACAGCUUCCUGAAACCUUCCUCCGGCCCGAAUUCCGGGGACCCAGGCUUGGAGCCCCCUAGGACCUGUCAUGCUGAGUUCUUGUUCUUAAGCCUCAGAACUUGGCUUCGGUGUUUGGGGCAGGCUCGGGUCUCGUUCACGAGCCGGUUUGCCCUGAGCUCUCGCGAGAGCCACGGGCUGAGCCGAGAGCGGACCAACAGCCGGUAUCUCCUCGGAGCUCCAGCCGGCCGCCGGAGCCUUCGUGCCGCGUAGUCGCGGUCGCGCCCGGGGGCGAGCCUGACGAUGGACGAGGACCUGGUUUUGGCACUGCGGCUUCAGGAGGAGUGGAACUUGAUCUCGGCGCGCGAACGGGCCCAGGAGCCCCUGUCACUGGUGGACGACUCCUGGGAGUUGGUGGAUCCCACCCCGGAUUUGCAGGCCCUGUUUGUGCAGUUCAACGACCGUUUCUUCUGGGGCCAGCUGGAGGCCGUGGAGGUGAAGUGGAGCAAGAGAAUGACCCUGUGUGCUGGGAUAUGCACCUACGAAGGGAAGGGGGGAAUGUGUUCCAUCCGUCUCAGUGAACCCCUUUUAAAGUUGAGACCAAGAAAGGAUCUCGUGGAGACCCUCUUGCAUGAAAUGAUACACGCCUAUUUAUUUGUCACUAAUAACGAUAAAGACCGGGAAGGGCAUGGUCCCGAGUUUUGUAAGCAUAUGCAUCGCAUCAAUCAGCUGACUGGAGCCAACAUAACGAUAUACCAUACGUUCCACGAUGAGGUGGAUGAGUACCGGCGACAUUGGUGGCGCUGCAAUGGGCCCUGUCAGUUCAGAAAACCCUUUUACGGCUACGUUAAGCGUGCAACCAACAGGGCCCCCUCUGCUAAUGACUAUUGGUGGGCUGAGCACCAGAACACCUGUGGAGGAACGUACAUAAAGAUCAAGGAACCAGAGAACUACUCAAAAAAAGGCAAAGGGAAGACUAAAGUAGCCGCAGCAGAGAAUAAAGAUAAACUUAACCGAAUUGUCCCAUUUAGUGGGAAAGGACAUGUUCUAGGGGAAAAAAACAGUUCGCCUUCACCUGGGAACUUUACCACUUCACGUGCUGUUAGUAAAACCCAAGAUCUUUUAAGUCAAGACCAUUCAACAAAUGCUGGAAGAGCAAAUUCUAAAACUGAGGUGAAACGUGAACAGAACGGUUCGAGGAAAAAACCUCUAGUCUCCCCAGCUCUGAACACUAGUCACCAAAAUGUUUUAAGCAACUACUUUCCUAGAGCAUCAGCUGCCAGUCAGAAGGCUUUCAGAAGUGUGAGUGGAUCUCCGACGAAAAGCACGGCCGGUGGUGACGCCGGCAAGAGCUCCGCCUCUGCUGGCUCCCAGAGAAGGACUUCGUCCUCCAAGAGUGCCCUGAGAAACUCUUUAAAGGCAGCCGACCCGGCAUCCGCCCCUGCCUCCGCGCUCGCGAGUGGGCCUGAGCACGAACUCCCAAGUAAACGCCAUAGGCAGGAAGACAAGGCUGUUUUUGACAGUUUCUUCCUCAAGAAAGAGAAAAUGCAAGGUGGCGGCGGUGAUCCAAAGUGCAGUUCAUGUCCUGCGGCUGCGAUGCCGAGCUCCAGCAGUUCAGCCAGCCAGAGCAAAUUGGUCAGUUGUCCUGUUUGCCAGAAGGGGGUUUUGGAGUCUCAGAUUAACGAGCAUUUAGAUUUGUGCCUUGAAGGUGACAGCCUCAAAGUCAAAAGAAGAAAAAAUCUUUGAAAAAAAAAAGUCUCACAUACCACCAGUGUUACCUCACCAGCAGAGGAACAGUCACUCAGGAAGUUCUAGUUAAUACUAAGACUUGUAGGUUAGAGUCUAGUCCAUGCAGCCAGUACAGAUGUUCUAUUUUCUAUAUGCAUAUGACACUGGAAUUUAAAGUAUUUGCCUAAAGGUGCUAUAUUUCUAUUCACUCUUGCCUUAUGUAUACUGUAGCCCAGUUUGUUUUGCAUGUUUUCAUGCAUAAUUUUCAGGUACUGUUCUUUCUUGCUCUUAAUCUGUUAAUCUUUUUAGUUGCAUACUUUCAGAAUACUUAGUGAGUUCAAUAUUUGGUUAAAUUGAGUAUUUAUUAAUAUUUAAACUCAUCCCCAGUACUAUUAAUAGUUAUAGUGUCAGUCAUAGUGACCAAAAACAACCUGGAGUACGAAGUAUGUUUGUUGUGUUACGGUACUCAAGGUAUUUAAAAAUUUUUUUAAAUCUUCUAAAUCUUAACAGAAAAUGCAUUUUAUAUAUUUUAAAGGAUUUUACUUGACUUUGGUGGCAGCAGAUUUUAGGUUAAAGUAGAUACAGUAAAACAUUUCUUUUGGAGUAUUACUGGUAACAAAUAGCCACUAUAAUUUUGUAUGCCAGAGUUUAGUUUCCUCAAAAUUUAGCAAAAUGAGUGGCUAAAACUUGGUGCUAAGUAACUAAUACAUAUAACAUAGCGGAGUUGCCUAGUUUAUGUAAUAGUGGAACAUUAUCUAAAAACGGUAUUAUGACCCUUUGAGCCAAAGUUGAAACCAUUAUAAUAAAGGGAAUACCGUUUGUUCACCGAAAACUUAUUAAAAAUCCUUUUUCAUGUUAUAGCGAAGGGACACACUUUAUCAGUUUACUUUUGUUUCGUGGCUGUGCCUCCAGCAUGCUAGCAUAUUCCCAAGACUGCACUUCACAAUUUUCCUGUCUUUGGUGCGGCGUGGCUGGUACGCACAGCAGGUGCAGAAAUCUUGGUGCGAAGCUGGGCGGACGUGUCAGUCACCACAGGUGUCCUCCCGGGCGCCUCUGCCCAGCUAAUACCCGCAACCCAGAGGUGGUCGCCGCAGGUUAGCUUGUUUUUGAACUUCAUAAGAUAGUACUUGUUGCCAUGCGUAGCGUAAAUUCAUUCUUUUUCUUUCAUUGCUCUGUAGUGUGUGUGUGAAUGUCAGUUUAUACAUCCCCCCUUUAAUGGACAUUGAAUCAUUUCCAGUCAGAGCUGGCCAUUUUAAAUAGUGCUGCCGAGAACAUCCUCACCAUUUUCCUUGGGCAUGUGCCCAGGAUUGGAUGCCGGCACGGUGUAUUUCUGGUUGGCUUUAGUCAAUAUUGCCCGCUUCUCCUACCAGCAGUGUGAGUUUCAAUUGUCCAGCUGUUAACACUAUUAUCAGUCCUCGUCAUUUUAGCCCAUCUGGUUGAGAGUUCACAAGUUUUGAUAUUUAAGUGUGAAGUUGAAAAAUAGUAUUUAAUAAAUAUAGAUGACUUAAAAUGUGUGUAUUAUGUUGAAUAUAUGCAGUUACACUUUGAUAAAGGAUCAUUUUCUCUAAUUCAGUGUAACAAAUUAUGCACAGUUACACAUUUUUGAGCCAAAAUUGACAAGGUUCUGGGGCUACGAAGUAAAUACGACAGUCCAUGUCCUCAAGUAGCUUUGCAGUCUAUGUGGGGAGGGAGACAAAAGCAGAUUAAUUUCAGUAUAAAAUGCCAUCACAGGUUUCUGCUAGGUGCUGUGGCAACUUAAGGAUGCCAGGAUGGCAUAAGGCUUCAGGGGAUGUUCCUUGGAGAAGGUGACAUCCGAGCUGCUCCAGGGCGAGUCACGUUGGCCUGGUAAGAAAGAAAGGGCCUUGCAAAGAGAAGGAACACAGAACAUGCAAGGAGAUAGGCCUGCCCACUCUGUUCCAGCUGAGCUGUUCCAGAGGAACAGGAUAAAUUGUGAGGGGUCAAGUGGCAGACAGGACAGAUCUACCUGGCUGAGUAGAAUUUUGAGGGCACAGACCCUAUCUUAUGUCCAGUUUGUGGUCCCUGGUAACACACCUGUUGGUUCAGGUGGGGGUGGCCCACUAGGGACGGGACAGGUGUGUAAACCAGUCGUCUGAGGAGCUGGAUGGAUUCUCGGGGGCAACACAGGAAGAAAGGCAGUGGCAGGGCUGGGGAGAGGGUGGGCUGGAGAAAUACUUAGGUGGGAAAUGACGGUCAGUUUUAAGGGAUAGUGGAAACGUGAGCUGAAGGGAAAAUUGAAGUUAAAAUUGUAAUUAAGCCUUCACUUUAAUCUGCUAAAAUCUGUUGAGAAAACUUGCUCACUAAGGAUUCCCUUACUCAAAUCUGAGUUGGUUAUUAUGUCAACAAAAUAUUUUAUUCUGUUGACUUAGGUUCUUCCAUUUUAAAGCAGACUUCCUACCCUUUAACAGCUGGUGAUUCUGGGUCCACCUUCAAAUGCUGUCGCCUGUCAUUUGGGGUAGACAGGGAAGUAGACUUUAUUUCGAACUUUUAAAGUCAAGGUUAUAUGUUAUCUAGCAAAACUAACACUAAAUUUAGUGUUUUGUCUUGAUGACAAAAAACUUCUUACUGUUCCACUGUUCCAAACUCUGAGACUGUAUUUUUUCGCAAAGCAAGACAGGAUUUUUAAGAAAAUUAGAAUGUCAAAGUGAAACAGCUGCUGUAUGCUGGCAAACCCGGUGCCAGCUGUGACCCUGACGCACACUCAGUAUCUCAUCGGGCCGCUGGCAGAACAGCUAAACUCGUCGCUGGUUCAUCUUUCGUGAGAGGCAAUGGUUUGCUGUUCUGUGCCUCCAUUGUUGCCCUGUGAGGCUGUCGCUGUGCUUGCGGACUAGAAAUGAAGCCAGGUGUCCGGUCAUUCCAGAUGAAGUUGCCUAGG